CUUAGCUCACUUUCGGUUUGGUAUCGCCUCCAUUUCUUCGCCGUUUGAGUUUUCUUUGAGGUGUUUGAUCGAUCAGGAUGCUCGCUUGCGAUGCCAUUGUGUGUUUAUCCGAGCUGUUGUUCGUCGUGAUCGUGGUUUCUUCCCGCUUUUCCUCGGGCGACGAUGGCGGCGGCGGCGGCGUCGGCUUCCUGUACCAAGGGUUCCAGCACGCGGCGAACCUGACCACGGACGGGUCGGCGUCGGUGCUGCGCGGCGGCGCGCUGCAGCUCACGAACGGCAGCAACCGCCUCGUCGGGCACGCGUUCCACGGCUCUCCGGUGCGGUUUCUUGGCGGCGGCGGCGGUGGAGGAGGAGGAGGGGGUGCAGUGUCGUCGUUCAGCACGGCCUUCGUCCUCGACAUCGUGACCGUCGGGACCGGCGGUGGCCACGGCCUCGCGUUCGUGGUGGCUCCGUCCGCCGUGCUCCCCGGCGCGUCCCCCGAGAUCUACCUCGGCGUCCUCGGGCCAGGCACCAACGGGAAGGCGUUAAACCAUGUGUUCGCCGUCGAGUUCGACACGGUGAUGGACAUGGAGCUGAACGACACGAACGGCAACCACGUCGGCGUCGACAUAAACAGCCUCGUGUCGAACUUGUCGGAGCCGGCCGCCUACUUCACCGGCGACAACACCAAGGUGCCCGUGACAUUGGAGAGCGCGCAGCCAAUCCAGGCGUGGAUAGACUACGACGGCGGAAGCGGCAUCCUCAACGUGACCGUCGCGCCGGUGACGGUGACAGAGCGGCCUCUCCGGCCGCUCAUCUCCACAAAGCUCGACCUCCUGCCGAUCUUUAAGGAGAACAUGUAUGUCGGCUUCUCGUCGGCGACGGGGAAGCUGGCGAGCUCUCACUACAUCUUGGCCUGGAGCUUCCGGGCCAACGGUGUCGCGCAAUCCAUUGAUCUCCGGCGGCUUCCCAGAGUCCCAAAGACGAGCACGCCGCCGCCCAAGAUCCUCAUCAUCAAGUUCGCCGCGGUGGCCUGUGCAGGGACGCUCACUCUGAUCGCUGCCGCGAUUGCUACGGUGCUCUGGCUCCGGCGAAGGGCGGCGCUCGCCGACACGCUGGAGGAGUGGGAGCUGGAGCACCCUCAUAGGCUCACGUACAGGGAGCUCUACAAGGCGACGAAGGGGUUCAAGGAGAGCGAGCUUCUCGGCGCUGGCGGCUUCGGCCAGGUGUACAAAGGCGUGCUCCGGCGCCGCUCCGGCGAGACGGUGGCGAUCAAGAGGAUCUCGAAUGGCACGAAGCAAGGGAUGAGGGAGUUCGUCGCGGAGAUCGCCAGCCUCGGGCGGAUGCGCCACCGCAACCUGGUCGAGCUGCGGGGGUGGUGCAAGCACGACCAGGACCUGCUGCUCGUCUACGAGUUCAUGCCCGGCGGCAGCCUCGACGCACGGCUGUUCGGCACGGCGGCGGAAGGGGUGAAAGCGCCGCCGCUCCUGACGUGGGCGCAGCGGUUCGUUAUCCUCAAGGGCGUCGCCCAUGGCCUGCUCUACCUGCACGAGGAGUGGGAGCACGUGGUGGUGCACCGCGACGUGAAGGCCAACAACGUGCUCCUGGGCGCCGACGACACGGGCGGCGCCAGGCUCGGCGACUUCGGCCUCGCGCGCCUCUACGAGCACGGCGCGACACCGGCGACGACGCGGGUGGCCGGCACGCUGGGAUACAUGGCGCCCGAGCUCACCGUCACCAGCCGCGCCACGACGGCCACCGACGUGUUCUCCUUCGGCGCGCUUCUCCUCGAGGUGGCCUGCGGACGCCGCCCGAUCGAGGCGGCCGCGGGGGCGGACACCGACGUGCUCCUGCUGCGGUGGGUGCGAGACCGCGCUUUCGACGACCACGGCGGCGGCCUGCUCCGAGCCGUGGACCCGAGGCUGGAGGGGUGCUACGACGAGGAGGAGGCGAGGCUGGUACUGUGGCUUGGGCUGAUGUGCAGCCAGGCUCGGCCGGAGGCGAGGCCCAGCAUGAGACAGGUGUGCCGGUACCUGGACGGCGAGGAGGCAUUGCAAGAGAGUGCUUCCCCGGCGGUCAUCUUCUCCGGCGCCGACUCGUGCGAUCUCUUCGGCUCGGUGUUCGUCUCCAUGACGUCGUCCUCUGCCGGCGGCACCAUGUCGACCAGCUCGCUGCAAGGCGGCCGGUGAACUACGAUAUAGGAUACCUACAAGUGUACACGCUAAUGUACAUUUCGCCUGUGUAAACAUAAGGACGUGACGUUUGUUGACUGUGUGUACAGUGUGAUUUAUCACCGAAAAUAUCAA
Messenger RNA from Oryza brachyantha (malo sina), 2285 nucleotides. RefSeq names its product L-type lectin-domain containing receptor kinase SIT2-like. NCBI's taxonomy places the organism in Eukaryota, Viridiplantae, Streptophyta, Magnoliopsida, Poales, Poaceae. The record is from RefSeq and is a predicted model, not a curated record. The transcript has a single exon. Bases 78 to 2168 code for a protein of 696 amino acids. Gene Ontology annotation, molecular function: protein kinase activity; ATP binding; carbohydrate binding. Gene Ontology annotation, biological process: protein phosphorylation. Gene Ontology annotation, cellular component: plasma membrane.